AUGAGGAUUGCCACUAAGCGUCUUCAAAAGGAGCUGUCUGACCUUAGGCUUCAAGGGACGCCGGAAGGAUGUGCGAUCAUCAGGGCAGAUGAUUUGCAGGAAUGGCAGUUCUCAAUAGAGGUGCUCGGUAACAGUCUCUAUCAAAAGGAAAAGUUUGCCUUGCGCUUUCGAUUCACCGACUCGUAUCCCAUGGAAAGCCCAGAAGUGGUCUUCAUCGUUACUGACGGUUAUAAAGCGCCGAUUCAUCCACACGUUUACAGUAACGGCCACAUCUGCGCAUCGAUUCUAGGCAACGAAUGGUCACCCGUACUCAAUGUCAGCUCGGUGCUCAUCACACUACAAAGCAUGCUUGCAAGCUGUAAACAGCUUCAGACACCACCAGACAAUGAUGCCUACGUCAAACGUGCACCGCUUUCACCCAAGGAUAGUCGAUUUGUCUAUGACGAUGACACUGUCUGA
Messenger RNA from Ustilago hordei, 459 nucleotides. RefSeq lists its product as uncharacterized. The transcript has 3 exons. The record is from RefSeq and is a predicted model, not a curated record. Bases 1 to 459 code for a protein of 152 amino acids. NCBI's taxonomy places the organism in Eukaryota, Fungi, Basidiomycota, Ustilaginomycetes, Ustilaginales, Ustilaginaceae.